This is a messenger RNA of Pundamilia nyererei, 1297 nucleotides long. Its product is annotated as polyserase-2. The record is from RefSeq and is a predicted model, not a curated record. The transcript is spliced from 6 exons. Bases 10 to 984 code for a protein of 324 amino acids. Gene Ontology annotation, biological process: proteolysis. NCBI's taxonomy places the organism in Eukaryota, Metazoa, Chordata, Actinopteri, Cichliformes, Cichlidae. Gene Ontology annotation, molecular function: serine-type endopeptidase activity.
GUGAACAGGAUGGCAGCCUGGAUCCUCUUGGUGUGCGCGCUCAUCACUCUGCAAGGCUCAAAGGCUCAGGAUUGUGGGGUGGCACCUCUCAAUACAAAAAUAGUGGGUGGUCAGAAUGCCCCAGCUGGGUCAUGGCCCUGGCAGGUGAGCGUACACUAUCAAUCAUCUCACAUCUGUGGAGGCACCCUCAUCAGUGACCAGUGGGUGCUCACAGCAGCUCACUGCAUUAUAACAAACUCACUGAGUGCAUGGACGCUCUACUUCGGGAGAGAGACUCAGGCUGGGCCUAACACUCAUGAGGUGAAACAGAGUGUGUCGCAGGUCUUUGUCCACCCUAACUACAACAAUUCUUACUUGAACAACGACAUUGCCCUGAUGAAGCUCAGCAGCCCUGUCAACUUCACUGACUACAUCAGACCUAUCUGCCUGGCAAGUAGCUCCAGUCAGUUCUACAACUCCACAUCCUGCUGGGCCACUGGCUGGGGCAAACUCAGAGAGAAUGAGACUUUGCCAGCUAAUGCACCCCUCCAAGAAGUUCAGAUUCCUGUUAUUGGAAACAAACAGUGCAGCUGCAAUUAUAUCCCAGCAAAAGAUGCGAACAUCACUCAGCAAAUGAUUUGUGCGGGGCAACAGAACAAAGGAGCAUGCCAGGGGGACUCAGGUGGACCCUUGCAGUGCAAACAGGGUUCCAAGUGGAUCCAGGCUGGUAUUACCAGUUUUGGAGUACCUUGUGCUCAGGCAGGUUUCCCUGAGGUCUACGCUCGAGUGUCUGAAUUCCAGACUUGGAUCACAAAUCAAGUAGCAGGGGCCAAUGUGGGCUUUGUGAGCUUUACUUCUAGUGGCACCGACACAGACAGCAGCUUUGUGUGUCGCAGCAACAACUCCACUGGCAGCACUAACUCUGGAAAUUCAGCCACGUUUGCACCUGAGCUUGGAUUUUUUAUCUUCUCAGUGAAAAUGUUGCUAGACUGCAUUUUAGUUUAACACUAAAAAUAUCUCCUCUUCUGCUCUUUUUGUCUUUAAAGGUGUCUUUAAAGGUACAGUGCAUAAACUAGCACCCACUCAUAUGUAUUUUUGACUGAAUGAAUAAAGUUUAUGACGAUGCAUGAAUUUGUUAGAUGUGAUGGCACACUUAUCGAUGUAUAUUUAUUGCAACAAAGUGUUUUUCUAUCAUAUAAUCUCAAAAAAUACUUACGUAAAUUGGUAAUUGUUUUUUAAAGUAUUUUGAUUUUAAAAAACAUUAUAGUCAACUAUAACAUAACUGCACUGUAGCUCGGGUGGAUCAGCUUUUCUUUUC